Molecule: messenger RNA, 717 nt
Organism: Lactuca saligna
Lineage: Eukaryota; Viridiplantae; Streptophyta; Magnoliopsida; Asterales; Asteraceae
Source: the annotation of a GenBank genome assembly
AUGGAAGGUCCCAAAAGUGUUAAUGAUGAUGAAAUAGAUAAUGGUGGGUUUGUGGGUUCUUUUGCAUAUAUUGAGUUUGAUCCUAUUGAGGAGGAUAUUCCAGAUCAUAUGCUGAUGUAUGGAAAGAAAUUUAAGAUUCUGAAUCGGAAAAUUAACUCAUUGCUCCAUUUACAAGCUGAUGGUUGUGGAAAACAUUCAGUGUCGGGUAUUGAGAGUAAUGAGCUAAGGGUCAAAGCUCAAUCUAAGACAUUUAAUAGCGCCUUUAGAGAUUUGAAAGACAUUGCGAAAGCCAGGCAUGUUCUCCAUGUGCAAUAUGUCAAGACGGUUCGAGAGAAUGUCAACUUCAAAAUACAUGAGUUAAGGGAUGAUAUGGCGAAUGAACUUUCAGUUCUCAAUCACAAUCAUUCUACGCUUCAUAUGAAGCUAGAUAUAAUUGUUGAUUCCAUAACAAAAGCUAUUGAAUGGUAUAAUUCGUUAGUUCCCAAGUUUGAUAAAAAGGUGGAACUUGAUGCUACCAGUUUUGGUGAUAUGGCAAAGUUAAUCGCUGAGUUAAAGGAACUUUUGCCAAAGUCUGGAUCUUUGACAUCUUUAAUUUUUACUCCUGAGUUCUUCAAUCAAAAGAUUACCUUGCUCGAGUCCAUACUUCAUAAAGAAUUAGCUCCACUUGCGAAACCUCUCCCAAUAGUGCCAACGGGUGCCCCACCUGUUGUUACAUAG